AUGGCGGUCGGCGCGGAAAAUGAAGGUACGAAACAUUUGCUAAUUAUGAACGUCACUGCUUUGACUGACUUGCGGUUUUUUCAGGACAUUUUCAUUGAUGAACGAUAUCGUAUCGACUAUAAAAUUGGCGAGGGGGGGUUUGGUCUCGUCUAUGCUGGAACUGAUACGCAAUUAAACGACGAGGUUGCCAUCAAACUUACGCAUGUCAACACCGACCCUGAAAUUCUAAAGGCCGAGGCAGACACCUACAAAGGGCUUUCUGCGGGCGUCGGAAUACCGCGAGUCCGAUGGUUUGGUGAAGAAUGCGACUACUAUGCCCUGGUCCAUGAGCUUCUCGGGCCAUCUCUCGAGGAUCUCUUCAAUUAUUGCGACCGGCGAUUCUCGAUCAAGACGUUUGGGAAUCCCCGCGCCAAUGCCCACCAUUAG
This is a messenger RNA of Beauveria bassiana ARSEF 2860, 426 nucleotides long. RefSeq names its product casein kinase I. The record is from RefSeq and is a predicted model, not a curated record. Gene Ontology annotation, cellular component: nucleus; cytoplasm. Gene Ontology annotation, molecular function: protein serine/threonine kinase activity; ATP binding. The transcript has 3 exons. NCBI's taxonomy places the organism in Eukaryota, Fungi, Ascomycota, Sordariomycetes, Hypocreales, Cordycipitaceae. Bases 1 to 426 code for a protein of 141 amino acids. Gene Ontology annotation, biological process: signal transduction; peptidyl-serine phosphorylation.